AUGUCUGCUCAAACUCCUACUCGUCACAACGGCACAAACGGCGCUGCAGCCUCCACCAAGGGACAGCUCGAUGCAUCCAAGCUCAACUUUGACCUGACAACAGCACUGAAAGAUAUCCCCAAACCUGGAUCCGUUGAGCUGUGGGAACAAAAUGUCGCGACAGAUCACAUGGUAACCUGUCGCUGGACAGUACAGAACGGCUGGGAUGACCCGGUUAUCAAGCCAUUCGGCGACUUGACUAUUUCGCCUCUUGCAUCCUGUCUUCACUAUGCCACGCAGUGUUUUGAGGGCAUGAAAGUAUACCGUGGUUAUGAUAAUCGCGUUAGACUCUUUAGACCAGAUCGAAAUGCCAGACGUUUGGUUAUGAGCGCAGAGAGAGUUUCACUGCCAAGUUUUGAUCCCGAGCAGCUUGUUGAGUUGAUCAAAGCUUUAGUUCGUGUCGAUGGGAGAAGAUGGCUGUCAGAACCCGGCAGCUUUCGGUACAUCAGACCAGCAUUAAUCGGAACCGGCCGCCAACUUGGUAUACAGAUCCCCAAAGAAGCCAUCUUGAUGGUCACAAUGGUUUGCUGGCCCGACUUCUCCACCGAAGUUCCUCCUGGUGUAAACCCACGAUCUGAUCUACGCCUUAUCACGUCAAGGAAUGACACGAUCAGAGCGUGGCCCGGCGGGUUUGGCUACGCCAAGGUCGGUGCGAAUUACGGCCCUAGCUUCGCGUCUCAUUGCGAGGCGCAACAAGCUGGCUACGAUCAAGUCUUGUGGCUGCUCGGAGAUGAAGGCCUAGUCACCGAAGCUGGGGCUAGUAAUUUCUUCGCAGUCGUCCGAGACGAAAAAACAUCCAAGCCGGUUCUACUAACGGCUCCAUUGACGGAUCGAGUCAUUCUAGAUGGUGUCACUAGAAGGUCUGUUCUGGACUUGGUUCAAAAUCGACUUUCCGAGGAGCUCGAGGUCAGAGAAGCGAAAUUUACUAUAAAGGACGUUGAAGCGGCUUGGAGAAAGGGUCUGCUUCAAGAGGCAUUCGUGUCUGGUACUGCUUUUUUCAUCAAAAACGUUUCAACCAUUCGGGUUGGUGAUUUUAACAUCGACUUGCCGCAGAAGCAAGAUGAUGGCAGUGGAUUUGGCCCGCGGAUCAAGAGUUGGCUAAAGGAUAUUAUGUUCGGAGGCGAAGAUCAUGAAUGGGGUGUUAUUGUUGAAUAA
Messenger RNA from Fusarium subglutinans, 1194 nucleotides. RefSeq names its product branched-chain amino acid aminotransferase. Gene Ontology annotation, molecular function: branched-chain-amino-acid:2-oxoglutarate transaminase activity. The record is from RefSeq and is a predicted model, not a curated record. Gene Ontology annotation, biological process: L-valine biosynthetic process; L-leucine biosynthetic process. The coding region runs from base 1 to 1194 and encodes 397 amino acids. The transcript has 3 exons. NCBI's taxonomy places the organism in Eukaryota, Fungi, Ascomycota, Sordariomycetes, Hypocreales, Nectriaceae. Gene Ontology annotation, cellular component: mitochondrion.